AGAGCGCGGUGAUCAUAAAAGAAAAAACGUGUCAUUGUUUCCGCAGCAACAGGAGAAAGACGCCGCGCAGACAAAGAUGGACAGCGUGCUGGACCCUUUCUCUGGACUCGACUCUUUCUCCUCCCCUCCUUAUUUCGACGAUGACGAGUUUUUCACAGACCAGUCCUCGAGAGACGGACACUUGGAAACUGAUGACUUUUUGGAUGACGACGUCGACUUCCUCACAAGUCAUUUUCAAGACUAUUAUAGCAAAGAUGGCGGCAGCAGAACAGCGCCUCACGACAGAGACUACGAUAUCGGCAACCUGUCCUUCUCCUCUUCGUCUUCUAUCUUCUCUUAUGGCUGCGCAGACAGCACGCCGGACCUGUCCCCUCGGAUGGGCCAUAACGGCGGCCCCUUGCUGAAGCGGAGGAGGCGGAUGAGGUCUGAGACGGAAAUGCAACAGCUGAGGCAGGCAGCCAACGUCAGGGAGCGGCGGAGGAUGCAGUCCAUCAACGAUGCGUUCGAGGGUCUCCGCUCCCACAUCCCCACUCUGCCCUACGAGAAAAGACUCUCCAAAGUGGACACUCUGCGACUCGCCAUUGGCUACAUCAACUUCCUGGCCGAGCUCGUGCAGUCGGACCUACCUAUUAGAAACUCCAGCAGCGAGAUGCACGCGCAGCCCAAGAAAGUCAUUAUCUGCCACAGAGGAACAAGGUCUCCCUCUCCAAGCGACCCCGACUACGGCCUGCCUCCGCUGGCCGGUCACUCUCUGUCUUGGUCGGAUGAAAAACAACUCCGGGAGCAGAACAUCAUCCGCACCGCCAAGGUCUGGACACCGGAGGACCCCCGAAAGUUGCACAAUAAAUCAGGCCUCACUGACAUCGAAAAUGAGCCUCCUUUCAGCCUGGUGGCCUGAACAGAAGCAGCAGAGGCCACCUGAGCUGGGAUCGCACAUUGUAAACGUGAAGACUAUAAAUGAACUCCGCUCUGUCUGGCACUGCGCGCCUGAAGGCGUGAACAGCAUGUGAGCUGACUGUACAGUUUUAGAUACUGUAUUCAGUGUGCUGUACGUAGUUUUAUCAUGUUGAUAAUUUAUUUUUGUAAUUCAAGCAACUGGCAAUCAUGUAUUUAUUUUGUUUCACAUGUGAUAAUAUAUGUUUUAAUUUAAAUGUA
Messenger RNA from Archocentrus centrarchus (flier cichlid), 1155 nucleotides. It is a transcript of the gene ptf1a, whose product is annotated as pancreas associated transcription factor 1a. The record is from RefSeq and is a predicted model, not a curated record. NCBI's taxonomy places the organism in Eukaryota, Metazoa, Chordata, Actinopteri, Cichliformes, Cichlidae. The transcript is spliced from 2 exons. Bases 77 to 898 code for a protein of 273 amino acids. Gene Ontology annotation, molecular function: RNA polymerase II transcription regulatory region sequence-specific DNA binding; DNA-binding transcription factor activity, RNA polymerase II-specific; protein dimerization activity. Gene Ontology annotation, biological process: regulation of transcription by RNA polymerase II; developmental process.